Toxorhynchites rutilus septentrionalis is the source of this 5340-nucleotide messenger RNA. RefSeq names its product arginine kinase-like. NCBI's taxonomy places the organism in Eukaryota, Metazoa, Arthropoda, Insecta, Diptera, Culicidae. Gene Ontology annotation, molecular function: protein binding; creatine kinase activity. The coding region runs from base 585 to 5114 and encodes 1509 amino acids. The record is from RefSeq and is a predicted model, not a curated record. Gene Ontology annotation, biological process: phosphocreatine biosynthetic process. The transcript is spliced from 15 exons.
CAGUCGAUACAGUUCGCGGAAAAGGGUAACAUUAAAUCCCAGAAUAUUGAAGUGAAGAUUCCCUUCCGUUCGCGUAGCGAAAGUUGUACUGCUUCGUUGUCAAUAACCAUUGAUGUGUCAACGAAUAGUGAGGCUGACUCGUAAUUUACACGUGUCGUAUCCAAACUUCCGUUUCCUGUGCACCGGUCAAGGAGCGGAAAUAGGACGAACCAACACCAGCAGACUGAACCAGUUUACCUGAAACAGAGCCAACUACAGUGAAGCAGUGGACUGGAACCAUACCACGACAGCACGAAAAUCCAGCGGCGGGCCCAGACACUUCAACACACCAACACCAUUAAAUGCUUCAAUCCGUGCUAAAUCAUAACCAGCAUUUUGUCGCUAAGGAUACUUCAUUUGUCACCCGCGAGACUAUGUGAACUGCCAAGUAUACGAGCGGCGUCAUAUUUUUCGAAGAAAAAAAACGAUGAACUGUGCGUGUUGGAAAGCGAGAGGUUCAAUCAUUCAAAGUUUUGCAAGCAGGAUACAAUACUAACAGUGGUGCCGAAACAAUUGCCCACGUUCACCCACGAACACCCACCAAAAUGGCUCCCCCAGGUCUUGCGAAGGAGAGGAGGAAAAAAACGCACGGAUUAUACUUCCACUCAUCGCCACCAAAAGUAUUACAAAUGAACAAUCAAUAUCUACAACGGGAAAAUGAUAGUAAAAAUAAAGAUGUCAUCAAACCGUCCAACAUCAGGAUAUGGCUGCACCAAAAGCAGAUGGGUAAAUUGGCAAAAGUGUUGUGGGCUGGCCAAGGAAUGCGACUCAGGAACGAAACAUCACAUCACCCGAAAAUGAAGCGAUUUCUAGAAUGCGUGCCACAUGUUACGGGUGUAAUCAAAGAUAUUCACCAGGCAGUUGUGGACAACGAUCUCGAAACGUUGAAGGAGAAAACGGCUCCACCAACGCCUCGCAUCGUGAUGACCAGCAAAGAUGCAAACGGUUUGACGCCACUGCAUAAGGCCGCCGGAUUGGCACACACCCAAAUCGUCGAGUACAUUCUGUCGAUUUGGCCUAGUCUUUCUUCUUCAGAGGAUCAUACAGGGAAAACACCGCUGCACUGGGCGGCCAGUGCGAAGAAUAAUGCUCGAAGUUUCAAUCUUCUUGUGCAAGCGGGCUCCGAUGAGACCGCACUUGAUCACAGGGACAAAACAGCCGAGUACUACAAAAACCGGGCGAGCGAGAUCGACCGCUCGCUGCUGUCGGUGAUCCCGGAGGCUCCCCGAAUAUCUCAGCAAGGUUUUCCGGCGUACUUCGACUGGAACAUGUUCACCAUCGAGGAGGAUUCCGACGAUAGCAACGGUUCGCAAAUGGGAAUGAAACCAUUUCUGUCACAAAAUAACUUGCUAGAUAACGAUGUAAAUAGUUACAAUAGUGUUUCCAAAUCUAAAUCUGUGCACAAUCUCACUAACGGGAUACUAACCGAUCUCCCAAACGACGAGAGCGAAAGCGAGACCAAGAACAAUUCAGAAGAAGAAAAAGCCGACUUGCAACAGGAGGAACCAAAAGGCGUUGAAACCCCUGAACCGGAUGCGAACGGAGUAGAUGUUGACGGUAACGCAGAAGAGAUGAGUGAGAUUUUGAACGUGGAGGAAAGUAAACCAUCAGAAGACACGGAACAGACCGAAUCAGAAGCUGCGGAAGAUGGGAUCCCGAGCUCAGAAGCAGUAGCAACAAAUGGCCAUUCAGAGAAUAAUCCAGCAGUUGUUGAUGAAAACGGGAGUCCCAAUGAUAGCAGCAAGGAAAACGCUAGUGCGGUUACUAAUUCUGAUGGGACCGAAAAGAACAACACAUCAACAGAUAUCAAUGAGGUAAACAACGAUUUGGCGACAGCUAUCCGAGAUGAAAAUGAGAAGAUUGAACAAAAUGAAAAUGCGCUGUCUAGCGUUCAUAAUGAUGGUGAAAAGAAUGAAGGACGAAUACAAUCAAAUGAACGUGAAGAUACAGGAAACAAGGAUGAUAUAGAACAAGUUGAAGAAAUUAAUAAUGCUGAAGAAGUUGCAGAAAAUGGAGAACUGACCAACGAUAGCUUGGAGAUCAAUCAUUCGAAGCCUAAUGAUGAUAAUGAUGAUGACGAUGGUGAAGAGAUCGAUCAGGACAGUCUGAACAAAUCAGACGAUAACCUAGAAAAUGGCAGUUCUGGUAACACAGAACAGAUCAAUGAGAUUAGUAAUAAACUUGCGGACAAGCAGUCCGCCAAAUCCCGACAAUCUUCGUCCAGACCACCGACGACAACUCGUACUUCAUCAAAUCAAUCUGUGAUUAUUGAUCAAAAUGGUAAUUCGUCAAAAGUAUCUUCUGCUAAAAGUAGACAAUUGUCGGCGAAAGUUGAGGAAACAAACAAUCAUUCUGAAAGUCAACCACCUGCUUCUGUACCUCAAGAUUAUAUCAACGACGACAAAUCAGCUGAACAAUCAGAUACUUUUACAAAUUCAGCCACAUCUAGAAAAUCCGUGAAGAGCUCUGCGAAUUCUGUAUCACAGAGAAGCAACAAAACUUAUUCGGCAACGUCUAAUUAUGAUGAUAGAAACAACAAUUUUGAUGAUAGUUAUGAAUUGGAAAAAGCGAAUCAAUCAAUCAGCUCAAGACCAUCAACUGCAGUCAAUGAGAAACCGCCAUCCGCUUCUACGCGGCCUCAAUCAACCGCUACUAUUGGUAACGCAUCUGCCACUUCGGCCACAGAACGGGGACGAUCUACCCAAUCUCUUGUGUCACGAAAAAGCCCGCCUGGGAAUGAUGAUGGUGAUGGAGAUGACAAGAGCGAUUCAAACGACGAUUCUAAUCAAGCCGACGUUGAAAUUGUUCAUUACGAAAAUAGCGAUGAGGCUGGACCCGAUGACAACGAUAAGUCAGAUAAACCACCUGACGAGACCGGUGAUACCGAAGAAAAAAUGUCAUCCAUUGGGGUCACAAAUACUGAAACAGUCCUUCCUGCAAACGCCGAAAUGCCCGCCAAUGGAAAAAUGGAAAAGAGCGACGCGGAAUUUCCCAGUCCUGCGUUGGAAAUAAGGGGAACCGUUGAGGGCGAACCGGAUGGAGAUCAACUUCGCAGUGCUCAAAUAUCUGACAAUCUAGAGUCGUCAAAUGACCGACCAGUGCAGGAAAUAAUAGACAGUGGAGACAUGGAGCAGCUGGCGGUAAUUGUGCUGAAUGGUGGAGGGAAAAAGUUGCUGGGUCGAAGCUCGCAACUCCCGGAAAUCCAAGCGUUUUUAGACAAUGUGCCUUCCUACAUGAAUAAAAUCCGUCGUGUCCACAUCGCUGCUCGAGAGGGCAGCCUGCGUGACUUACAGUCUGCUUUAGAUCGUCGGAAGUUUGCGACCGCUAAGGAUGAGGUUUCCCCACAUGGUGCAACACCUCUGCACGUGGCUACAAUAUUUGGACACUCAGGUAUUGUUCGGUAUCUUGCUGGCCGUUUCCCGGAAACCACCAAUGCAACCGAUAAUGAUGGACGCACUCCGCUGCAUUACGCGGCCACGCUGAAGGACAACGGUCACUUCUACAAUCUUCUAACCCAUCUGGGCGCGAAUCCAAAGGUCGAAGAUAACUUGAACCAUCCGGCUGAUUUUUAUCUGAAUCACGACAAGGCCAAGGAUUUGCUUUCUCAUCGCCAGCUGCUGCAGGAUUAUGGCGCCGAAGAGGAGCUUGCCGAUGAAAUGUUAAAUGAUCAAGUACCUGAGGUGCCCGAUCUGCAUAGUGCGCGGCGUGAAUUGGACGAUGUUGACACAUUAACAACCUUGGAGCGUUGUUUCAAAAUUAUACACGAACCGGUCGAUGAUGUGAUGAAAUCGGUGAAGCUACACUCGAAUAGUGUCCCCGGUAGUGCGUCAUCGCUUCGUAUCCAUAUUACGUCCUAUUUGGCGAGGUUUCUGAAACGAAGUGUUUUCGAUAAAAUUAAGAAACGCCAAACGAAGCUGGAUCACAACCUUUUUGAUGUUAUCUGGCCAGCGAUGAAGAAAGCCACCCAAGAGAAAAGAAUAGACGAAGACCUAAAUGUGGGCGUGGUCAUUCCCGAUUACGACGUGUUUGUUGUGUUCCAAGAGUUCCUCGUACCGCUGAUAAAAGAUAUGCACUGCAUGGAUUUGCAGCAAGAUUUCAUUCAACAUCCCCAAAUGCAAUUCUUCCCAAGAUACUCCUUAGUUGAUUCACCUGAAGUUUCCAGUGCAGCUAAUGGCCACGUGCUCCAAGAAAACUAUAAAGACGUUCACUUGAAUCUGGACACAUCGGGAAAAUUUAUUACUGCAGUCACAAUCGAAUGCUCCCGGAACUUGGAUUCAUUCGAAUAUCCGUUGAAUCUGAGUAUUGCGCAGCUUGAGAAAGUUGAACGAAUUUUAACAUCUAGCAUUUUAUCAAUCAACUUUACCCGGGCAAUCGGUGAGAAUGAACUGGGAACAUACUACACAAUGGACGAGAUUCUAGAGAAUCCGUCAGAGAUACGAACUGUUUUGGCCACCAGCGGCUUACUGAUUCCCAUGCUAGAUCGCAAUGAUCCACUACAAACAGCAGAAUCAAUCGCUCUCAACGGUCGGUAUUGGCCCUACGGAAGAGGGGUUUACGUGAGCCAUAAUCAGGAUUUUACAGCAUGGAUAAACGCGCAAGAUCACCUCAGAGUGAUAUGCUGCACGAGCUUGGAGAAUCCGGCGGACAUAGGAUCGGCCUAUACCAAAGUUGGACGCGCCAUGACAUUUCUAGAGGAUAAAAUACAGUUCCACCACAGCUACCUGCUAGGCUACCUCGUGUCCCGACCUUCGCUUCUUGGUACGGGUUUAAAAAUGACCCUCUCACUAGAUCUGCCCCAUUUGUGUAAGGAAAGGGAAAACCUGCGGCACCUAUGCGCUGUCAGAGGACUGAAUUUGCUUUCCGACGAAGACCAGCAAACGGUGCGGAUGAGCAAUAUACGCAGUCUCGGGCAGUACGAAUGGCAAAUUUUCCAGGACUUUACCGGUGCCAUCACGAAUAUCGUUGCCCUGGAGAAGGAACUCUCGAUGUCCAAUUCAUUGCACAUUGCAGCGACACUACUGAAAAUAUUUCGUAAGAAAAAGAGUAGUUUGGUGGAGGCAGCCCCAACUCAGUAGAUCUUCAGAAAUCAUCCGUCGCUGUUUAUUGUUCAUCCACAUUUGUCACACGUGAGACGCAAGUCUCGAACAUCUAGAAUAAACAUUCGCUAAGGAUUAAACGAUAGUGUGUAUCAUUUUUGCAUCCAAUAUACCUGGAGUACAUUGCCAAAUAAUGAAUAAUACUUAUCACCUCUGCUUAAUCAUUAAUUGCAAGAAAAUACUGAAAGACCGUAGUGCACAUGAC